ACGUAAACAACGGGAGUAGGGAGUAGUAGUUGUCCCGAUUUUUACAACUUGUGUUACUAUUGUCUAGUAUAACGGUACUAUGAGUGAUAUUGGAUUGUUUUGAUUAGGAUGGACGACGAACGGUAUCGGUAGUAAAAGUGAAAGAAAACAAGCACGGAAACGAUUGUUUAAUGGUAUUUUCGUCAGCAACUCAUCAAAACUACGAUGGAACGCCUCUGUAGGCUGUGUUUGGGAACUGGAUCCGACUUGGGCUUGGGGCCUAUCAGUGAAGACAACGAAGUCGUCAACACUUCCUCCGAACAAAAUUUAGUUCAAUUAAUUUUGCGAUAUCUGUCGAUUCAGAUCAUCAAGGCUGAAAAUCCCAUAAGCUCCUUCAUUUGCACUAAUUGCAAAUCCCUGAUCGAGAACUGGCAUCGGUUCCACACAUCCUGCCUGGAAAAUGAUGAGAUAUACCACCAACGCGUACAAGCGCUUUACCAAGCGAAUAAAUCCAACGAAUUGGUCUUAUCGGUGGAACUCAAAGAAGAACGAUUGGACACUGCUACAACGGGAGACGAAAAUCCACCCACCGAUGAGCAUCUUGAUCCGGAUUACGAUCCGAAGGAGGCGACGAGCGAUGAAGACGACGAUGACGCUUGUGAUGACGCCGCCGUUGAUGACAGGGAUAACGAUAGCGAUUUUGAUGUCGGUUCCGAGUACUCUACGUAUGAAUACGAAGUGCUGGAAUCAGAAUCAGACGCGAGAACAAAGAGCAAAAAGAAGAAGAUGGACUCAAAAACGACCACAUUAACCAGUAGGCGUGGUAGACCCAGGUUGAAAACCGCGGAUGAUGCGACUUCGAAAGUCGCAAAACGGGCCGAAGUGUGCACGAUAUGUGGAAAAUUCAUCAAGAAUCUUACCGAGCACAUGAGGAUUCACAACAAUGAAAGAAGGCACCAGUGCCCGUACUGUGCAAAGUCGUUCGUCAGUGCGUCCAACUACAGUUCCCACGUGAAUAUCCACACCCGUGCCAAGAUGUACAAAUGCGACCUGUGCGACAAGCAGUAUGCAUUGCUGAACAGCAUGAAACAGCACCGGAUAACGCACUUCAAGGACCGGAUCUACCUGUGUCCUGUUUGUGGGAAAGCGUACUACCAACCGACGGGACUGGCCAGACAUAAGCGAACCCACUUCGAACAACCAACGAUCAAGUGCUCGGAGUGUGAUAAGAUGUUUUUGACUAAUGGAGAUCUCAGAAAACACUUCAAAAAGCACCUACCGGAGAAGCCGUUCAGCUGUGAGAUAUGCAGCCGGGCAUUCAAUCGGAAGGAUAAUCUCAAGACGCACAUGAAAACCCAUCGGGAGAAGGCGUCCAAGUCAGUCGUGGGCGAUAAACUGCUCGUGCAAGAAGCUGUGCCACACGUGGAAAUCAAACUAGAAAUCUCCAAGGUAUGAAAUGUGUAUGCUCAUUUUGAUUUGCUGGUACGUAUUAUGUUAGAUCGUUUCAAGUGGGUUGAAAUAUAGCAUGUAUGGUUUAACUACCAUAACUCCA
Messenger RNA from Aedes albopictus (Asian tiger mosquito), 1531 nucleotides. Its product is annotated as zinc finger protein 700. Gene Ontology annotation, cellular component: nucleus. Gene Ontology annotation, biological process: regulation of transcription by RNA polymerase II. The transcript has 4 exons. Bases 205 to 1434 code for a protein of 409 amino acids. Gene Ontology annotation, molecular function: zinc ion binding; RNA polymerase II cis-regulatory region sequence-specific DNA binding; DNA-binding transcription factor activity, RNA polymerase II-specific. NCBI's taxonomy places the organism in Eukaryota, Metazoa, Arthropoda, Insecta, Diptera, Culicidae. The record is from RefSeq and is a predicted model, not a curated record.